CAACAGAAACCCACAGUGCCCUACAGAUCGAUCAGACGUAAACAAAGGCGCUAGCUAAUCUAACUUAAAUCGUUUCGUAUCAUAGUUGCUCUGUUGUGUUUUACCAGCAGUAAAAAUGCAGGCUGGUAAAAAGGGUUCGGCUAAAAAGCCGAGGGCCACCCCUGGGACUCCGGCUGGAAACAAGACCUUUGAGGCGGAGCUCAUCAAAGCUCAGUUCCACGAGGACUCGUGGCAGGCCUGCGUGUCUCUGCUAGUCGGGAGGAGUCCAGAGGAAGAGAAGCAGCUCGUCAGCCCCCUGGCUAGAGCCGUGCUCAAGCCACAACGGAAACUUUUCACCAUUCUAUCCCGGGACAACGUUCUCCUGAAGAUUUGUGAACUGGGAAAUCCUAGAGCAAAGAAAUCCGAUCAUCUUCCCAUGUUCUACGAGAUCACUGAGGCUGCUAAAGCGUUGCUGGAUGCAGGAGAGGAGAUUCCUUGUGACCUGAUGACUAAAGUACUGAAGUUCAUGCUGCUGCAGAUCAAAGCCAGCGACAAGCACAGGAGAGAGGGAGAGCAGCUCAAGACAGAGGGACGUGAAGAAAAGGUUGUCCCUCCCUCUGACAACAAGGCCAAAGGUUCAAACAGGAAGCCGAAGGGAUCUUCCUCAGCUGUGGAAGGUUCCAAGCAGAAGAAAACCGGACUCAAACGUAGGGAUGAUGUGGACCCACCCACAUUCAUAGAUGAUGAACCAGACCCUGGUCCUCACCACUACAUACUCUUGGUGGGCUUCUACCAGCCACAGCUGAUCCCUCUGCUCGAUGAGGUCGGUGUACACGUAGCAAACGUCAUCCAGCUGUGCUCAGAGCAGGCUCAGACCCGUGCAGAAGAGCAAGGUCACCGCUCUGAGGAGAACCGGCCGAGCACAAGAGCUCCUCAAGUUCUGGAUGCAGAGAUCACUCUAAAGGUGAAGCGGUUCUGGUCAGGUCUAAGAGCAGCCUUAGACAGCGGGCCACCAGACUCCAGGCUCCAUGAUGUGGUUCAGCUCAGCUAUACUGUCCCAGAUCUCACAUCCUGUCUUCAAACACACGACUCUGACGCUGUGUUGAGCCUGGGAAGCAGAAUCUUUGAAGGCGUGGCUAAUCUCAUCUACGACUGUCUGGACUGGCGUAGACAGCAUCAGCAUUACAGGGACAAUGUCAAGCUUCUGAGUGUCCCCUGUGUUGGACGGGACUCCCAGCCUGAACAGUUCACUAAAACCACUCAUCAGGACUCUUUAGAGUCGACCGUUCUGCCGACCCAACGCACCAAGAAGAUGAACAGGGAACCAGCCCCACCAGAACCUGAGAGCAAGCUGCCUCCUCUCUGUGUGGACAGGCGUUACUAUAGCAACCUACUGGACCAGGUUCCCCCUGAAGCCUGCUCUGUACCCUUGAUCAUGAACUGUAUGCUGGAGCAGGUGGUCCUCACUUUGUCCCAAACACCAGAGGAACCCAAACCGGUCAGCGGUGGUCCCUGGUUGGACCCCCAGCAUGCUAGCUGCAUGCAGGAGAACUUCCUGCCUCUUCUACACACCGAAGACGAGAGGAACCAGCGUUUAACCGACGUCCUGACGUUAGCACAGAAGGAAGAAGACAUGAAGAUGUUGAUGGAGACAUCUGGAGGUAGAAAGAGUCAGAAGAAGUCUGAGCAGCUUCAGGUUAUCGCACACAACGAUGAGAGAGCACUACGCUUAAGGGGCGUAACUGCGGAUGAUGGUUUCAGUCCAGCUGAAGUGGAAGUGUCCAUGAUGAGGUUUUCUCCAGUUUUGGACUUAACUCAGCCCAAAGCUCAGGGGAGGAACAGCGCCACCUGUUGGAUGACAGACAAACAGCAGCUGCAGCACUUCUGUACAGAUGAUGAGGUGUCAUGGCCAGACGUGGAGCGCCUGUUUCAUCAGAGUGUUUUUGAGGCUAUGGUCCUGAAGACUGUGGAUCAACAUGGGGUGUUACUAAACAAUCCAGGAACAGAGGAACACACAUCAGAUGUUAUUCCCUGGGACAACCCUUUAUUAUACGCUAAACAACAACUUCAUAAGCUGCGAACUGAAGGCCCAGCAUUUCUAACUGAAGACCCUGGAGACUCAGAGCAGCAGUCUAGCGGGAACGUUUGUCACCAGCUGGACUUGUCUGACAUCCAGAGAUGUAGACGGAGAUCUUUAGUGGACUGGCAUUACGCCGAACAUCAUAGUUCUGCUGUUUUACCACAGGUUCUCAUGUCAGCCUCAGAGGAGUAUCAGUGCCUGGACACCUUCAGAGGAAGCCACGAAAACAUUGUUUAUGUCUUUUGUCACAAUCCCAUGAAUUCUCAGCGCCGGUCUAAAGAGUUGUGGGGCGUGGCUCUUCACACUGAUGUCAAGUUCAGGAAAUAUCUGGAGCAUGUUGCUGAGACUGUUUCAGACUGGACUAGAGAGGAGGAGCUGAAAAGAGAAAAAGCACUCAUCAGAACCCAGAGCCCUGCGGAGUCUCUCAAAGACGAAAAGGCUUCGUGCUCAAUGAUGGAGAAGAUGACUCUGGAACCAAUCAUCAGAAAGGAUUCCCUGAAAGCCUGGAGGUUAGAACAGGAGCAGCUGAAGGAAGAGGAGAUGCUGAAAAGAUCAAAGAACAAGAACACACCCAAAGCCAAGCAGCAGAAAGAAGAGGCCAUGGGCAACAAAGAAAGUAAAGAUUUGUCUGGUGUCAAAAAGAGCAGAGUAGAUACAACCAGCACCUUCGCCAAGGCUCCCAGUAGUGCUGCACCCACCACCUCUAUGGGAAACCAAGACCCUCCUCCCACAGAGGAACCUCUGAGUAGAUUCACCGGCUACAGCAUGAAUGGACGGCUGAUCCACGUGUCGGGCUGCACUCAGCACCUCUACCCCUCAGACGGAGGAGUUAUCACGGUGGAGACCAUCAGCUUUACCGAAGGUUCUACCCUGAUGAAAGUGGCUGUGAAAAAAGAUGGACAUCAUUUCUACACACACAUCAACCAAGCCGCCGCUGACCCUUCGAAGUCGUCCUCUCAGCCAGCAGACAGAGGAAACGUCCGCCCAGACGAGGACAGUAAAGAGGUCGAGUCUGGGGUGAUGAAAACGGUGAAGCAGGGAACCUUCUCAGCUGUGCUGGACAAGAAACUCCACCUGUCCUACAGCUUCUAUGGUCCAACAGGAGAGCACACAGUGAGUUCUGAGGAGGGACAAGAGGAAACCUCGAAGCCUUCCUGUAGAAGACAAGUUCAGUCCAGUCAGGGCUGUGAGGAACCAUCAGGCCCCUUCAACAGCCUCAGCCUUUCUGUCCCCAACGGCCUGCUGCUGCAGUUCCUGAGAGAAGAAACAGAAGGUGUGUCAGCAGAGGAACGAGGAAUCCUGGUGAAGCAGAGCUUCCCUGUCCACGGUGAAGGACAGCGUCUUCAGGAUGUGUCCCUCUCCAAAGAGCUGCACCGCACCAUCACCAGUCAGGGAGCUGUGAUCCGUUACAUGAGAGAUGGAUCCAAAGAGGUGCUGUUUGCAAACGGCUCCGUGAGCUUCAGCCAGGAUUCUGGUCCAGUUUGGGUUCCUGACGCUGAAGCUGCAAAGCUGCAGAAAGACCAGACCUCAGAGAGAGACACGGACGCGCAGAAAGGAGUCUGGCAGACUACAGGUCCAUCGGGGAAUCGUGUGUGCACUGUUGGGACCACACACCAACAUCUACCCACCACCCCUCUCCUAACCUUUAAGGCUACUGACCCCUUCACCCAUCAGGCACCCCUUGCUGCUCUCUUUAGUGAUCUUAUGGAUUUUAUUGUUGUAAAAGUCCAAAACCUGGUCCUAUUGUUGACGUUAACUUGUUUUGUGUGUCAGGUGUUGCAAAGACGAGAGGAUCCCGUAGUUUUAGUUCAGAACCCAGAUGGGUCUCUUGUUGUGGAGCAUGCUGAUGGAACCAGGAUCAGCAGCUUCCUCCGGGACAGACCAGCUACUGGGGAGAAGACGGCCUGUCAGUGCACGAGCAGCCGUGUGUGUGUCCACAGAAAGGUGGACAAUGCUUGUGACGGCGGACAGAAGAUCAGCAGCAACAGGAGUAGUGACGAUGGGCAGACUGGCUGUCCUAAGAAGACAGGUGGUGAAAAGGGAGGCGUGUCCACCAAAGAGCAGGUGGUGCUGGUGGAGAAAGAUGGCUGUGCUUCAGUAGAGAUGUGGCCGGAGCGUCACACGGCUCACGUCCGUUUAGCUGAUGGGACCGUCAUCACUGGGACCAACAGAGCGGACUAUAAGGUGUGCUGCCGCCCCGUGGGGGUUCUGCAGGUCCUGGGUGAUGGGAGCUGCCUGUACUCCUCUCACGCACCAGUUUGCUGCUCCAGCAACCAACCGGGAGUUUACAUGAUGAGUCACACCCACAGUGUGGCCUGCGAUGUCACAGAUGAGGAUGGGAACCACUUCCAGGUGUUUGAAGAUGGGCGGAUUUCCGUCGUACCCUUUAGUCCCGUUCCCAUCAUCCAGACGCCUGAGGAGGAGGGUCAGGAAAAGGCCGGGCUUCGUGGAAGACACUGUCCCAGACUGUUUCUGGUGCAUGAAGAUGGUUCCGGCUCUGAGCUGUUGAGCCGUCACGCUGUGGAGGAGCUGCUGAAGCAGAGCCGCUCUGACCCGACCAUAGCGGUGCUAAAGGAACCUCUACCACACAAACAAGAUGAGUUUGGCAUCACCAUCCUGAAGCCCAGCCGCCGGAGUGUGUGGGCCCAGUGGCUGCUAAAGAAACAGAUACCUGACAUCACCCCUCCCAGUCUCAGAAACCGGACCUGGCAUGACUUCCCCGCAGUGGAGAGGAAGAAGGCAAGUCCUCCAUUUGGUAGCAAAGCAGGGGUGGGUCUGACCCUGGAGGAGAGGUCGUCUGGUUCUGCUGCUCAGCAUCAACGUGUCCUGAGCUGCCCUGAAGUUCUGGAGGUCAGGGAGCUCUACCAGCAUCGGCCCUUCACCACACCGCUCACAAACACUAUAGAUGCCCGUCUGAAGGAAUACAUGGGGCGUUUGAUGGCGAGAGAACUGCUAUCAGAGGAGAUGAAAGUCAAAGAGCAUCACUCUGAGGAGGAGGAGGAGGGUGUCCACAUCAGUGAUCUCAUCAGUUUUAACCUAUGUUUUGCAGAGGAAGAUGAAGCACGGCGCACGUCUGCUACCAGGGUUUCAGCAGAUUUAGCCGACCUCUAUAUCCAAGUAGUGGAAGCAUCGCUGGAACGGUCGGACGUUUCAGAAGCUGAUGACAUGGAUGCCGACAGUCUGGAUGGAUCACAACAGGUCACUGAAGAGCGAGUUUCCAGAUGGACUGAGAGACACGCUCAGCACAGACGGGAGCUCAGUGAGGAGAAGACCUACAGAGAGGCGUUGAGGGAGAGGAUCGUCGUUCCUUACUUCCAUCCAGAAAACCUUCUGUUACACAGAAGUCUGCUACGUGGUCAGAAACCCGAGACGAGGAGCUCAUCCCUGAAACUUCCUCUGGAGGUGGACAGUAGUGAGACUGAUGGGAGAAACGUCUCAGAGGACAGCACUCCUCCCUUAACUCCUCCUCACUCACAAAGCCAUGCAGCAGAAACCAAGAUGCCUGAAAACGGAGCCACCAACCGCCGAUCACAGCGUACCGGUGAAAGCAGUCGCAGGAGCUCUCAAAGAAAGUCUGAAUCAGUCCAGCCGGACGUGACCGAAAGGCCCAGGCAGACUAAAGUCCAACCGCCACCCGGCAGCCUCGGCCCAGAGACCCACAGCGAGCCAAACCCACAUUUUGAGGCGACGCAGGAGUCUGUGAGGAGGACGUGUGGACCAGUGUCCCUCACUAGUCCUAGCUCGGUCGUGAGGAGCUUCCUGCUCCGUCCCUCGAGUGUUGACUUUGGGACUCUGAGGGACGGCACGUCCUCUUCUCGGACCGUAAUCAUGAAGAAUGUUGGCGUUGACCGUUCCAGGUUCCUCGUUAAACCGCCUCCUCCUGCAACAGGCCUCAGAGUCCUCUACAGUCCUGGGCCUGUGGCUGCAGGCUUGCAUGCUGAACUACACAUCCAGCUGUUUGCCAUGCAUGACGUUCAGCUGGAUGUAGCAGAACCAAAGACCUACUUCUCCCACGAUAUCGUCAUCCACACUGAAACAGACAGUCUCUACCUGCCCGUCACUGCUAUCAUCCUCCCUGAGGAACUACAUGACGAGGAGUGCAUGAGUGCACACAGAAAGAGUGGCUCCAAGACCAUCCAGGCUCACAGUUGGUCCGGAAAUCGGUCAGACGAGCCACCGUGCUCCUGACCAAUCUUCCAGCAAAAACUGGACACUACAGCACCACCGCUACAGACUCAUCUUGGUUCACAUUUCACAGCAUGAAGGUUAAAUUCAAUAAAGUUUAAAUGUUAACACUGUA
Messenger RNA from Nothobranchius furzeri (turquoise killifish), 6359 nucleotides. NCBI's taxonomy places the organism in Eukaryota, Metazoa, Chordata, Actinopteri, Cyprinodontiformes, Nothobranchiidae. The record is from RefSeq and is a predicted model, not a curated record.